Molecule: messenger RNA, 1515 nt
Organism: Penicillium taxi
Lineage: Eukaryota; Fungi; Ascomycota; Eurotiomycetes; Eurotiales; Aspergillaceae
Product: putative flavin-containing amine oxidasedehydrogenase
Exons: 4
Coding region: 1-1515 (504 amino acids)
Molecular function (GO): oxidoreductase activity
Source: RefSeq, a predicted model, not a curated record
AUGUCUAGAGAUCCUCCAAAGAAAAAAGUGGCUAUAAUUGGCACUGGGGGUGCAGGAAUGUCAUGCGCUUCAACCCUGGCAGAUCACCCGGAUCAAUUUGAGGUGACCAUGAUCGAUGUUGAAUCUCAUACCGGUGGCCAAGCUACGUCAAUCUCCUUAGAUAAAUCCAAAUACGGCGCGAGCUGGAUGAAUGAAGGAGUGCAGGGGGAUCUCCAAUCUUCCGUCACACAUUUCACUUCUUUCAAAGAUACGGCUAUGAGCCUCAGCCAGUCAAACUCCAGGUCUCUUUUGGAAAAGGAAAUUAAAAAGCUUGGUCGGGUCUUGAAAUGUAUCAAGUACCUGAUGCCGCUUCUUGGCCUCUUGCCAGUCAAGCUUAUUCUGAGAAUUUUCUGCUUCAGUCACCAAUUCAGUAACAAAAUGGUUCUUCCGCUGCUGGCCUUGUUCCUGGGUACUGGGAAUCAGACUGUCAAUGUGCCCAGCGUACUCUUGGAGCGUCUGUUUGAUGACCCACAAAUGAAAUUGUGGGAUUAUGAUCCGGAUACUCUAUUGCCUAAUCUGCCGACCAUGUACACUUUUCCCAACCUAGGAGAUUUCUAUGAAGACUGGGCAAAGGAUUUACGCGCUAAGGGGGUCAAAAUGAGACUCAACUCAACUGUGACGAUACUCAAAAGAGACAGUAAAGAUAUUAUUCUUGACAUCCAGUCAAAAGAUAAUGAUCAUGACCAGCGUUCUUCACACCCAUCAGCCGAGAUAUUCGAUGAGCUAGUCUUCUGCUGUCCAGCAGAUCAAGCAAAACGCCUCCUUGGUCAGCAUGCUACCUGGCGUGAAAGGUAUGUUCUUGGGGGUGUGAAGUUCUUCAAUGAUAUCACCAUCACCCACUCAGACUCAAGCUACUUUCAAAGCAUUUUCCAAGCUCAAUAUGACCCCAGCCUGUGUACCAAACUAUCAUUAAAGAAAAGAAAAGACCAGAUUUCGUUUGCUGAACAGCAACCAACUUGCGAGAAGGAUGGGUGGCAAGGGUUCCAGCCAAUGUACUAUACGCACUCCCUCGCAACAGAACCGGAGAAGAUUGAGAUGGGAUUUGACUGCACAAACUACCAACAUCAGUUCCGUGACAGUCUAGGAGAAGGUCAACGCCCACUACCCCACAAUCGGCAUGUCUUUCAAACCAUCUUUUUGAAUGAUCGAGAGAAGAAUUUGUGGACAUGGGAUAAAAUCGACGAAUCAAAAAUUAUCAGCAAGAAAUGGUGGCACCAAUUUGGCCAUCGGUGGCAGCAUUACCUGCGCGUUGUGCCGGGAAUGAUGUUUAUUAAUGGUCAAAAUCGGACUCACUUUGCAGGUAGCUGGACUUUAGUAAACAUGCAUGAAAUAGCCUGUAUUUCCGGUAUCGCAGCUGCGUAUCAACUAGGUGCUACAUAUGAGCCAUUUGAUGAUCUAGCGGAAGAAUUUUUUGCCAAAUAUCUACUCGUGUGCCAUGGAACGCGAUACAAGAAAGGAAAGGCAAACACAAGAUGA